Messenger RNA from Vigna radiata var. radiata (mung bean), 2217 nucleotides. RefSeq lists its product as uncharacterized. Bases 1 to 2217 code for a protein of 738 amino acids. The transcript has 2 exons. NCBI's taxonomy places the organism in Eukaryota, Viridiplantae, Streptophyta, Magnoliopsida, Fabales, Fabaceae. The record is from RefSeq and is a predicted model, not a curated record. Gene Ontology annotation, molecular function: nucleic acid binding; RNA-DNA hybrid ribonuclease activity.
AUGGUAAUACGAAGCCACACACAUCAACAACAUCUUAAAGAUUUAGAAGAAGUUUUUCAACAACUCAGGCAUUACAACAUGCAUCUAAAUCCUAACAAAUGCACUUUCGGGGUGUUCGCCGAAAAAUUCUUGGGUUUCAUGUUAACUCAUCGAGGAAUAGAGGCGAAUCCAGACAAGUGUAGGGAAAUAUUGGAGAUGAAAAGUCCUCCUAAGUUAAAAGAUGUCCAAUGCUUAGUCGGACGUCUUACAGCUCUAUCACGAUUCAUACAUAGGCUCUCUGAUCACAUCAGGCCUAUUAUGAAGAAUAUGAAAAAAGAUGUACCUCGACAUUGGGGCAACGACUGCGAAGAGGCCUUUUCUAAAGUGAAAAGCAUUUUGACCAAUCCACCUAUCAUGGCCCGUCCAACUGAGGGGUUAGAUUUACAACUCUAUUUGGCCGCAUCCAGCCAUUCGAUAAGCGCAGCUCUCAUCCAAGAACAUCCUGAUUUUAAACUGAUAUAUUUUAUCAACCGAACCCUGCAGGGACCAGAAGAAAGAUAUUCUCAUGUAGAGCAAGUGGCGCUCGCCUUGCUCACAGCAGCGCGAUGUCUCCGACCGUAUUUUCAAAGUCAUCAGGUUGUCGUCCGGACGAAUCAUCCGAUCACCAAGAUCCUUCGAAAGCCUGACUUGGCCGGAAGGAUUGUGGCCUGGGCGAUCGAGCUAUCUGAGUUCGGUUUACAAUAUGAACCUCAAGGUUCUGUUAAAGGUCAGCACUUAGCUGACUUUAUAACAGAAGCGUACCAUCCGGAAGAGCCCAACAUUUGGCAUCUUAAUGUAGACGGGUCUUCUGACAAAACAGGAGGCGGCGCCGACAUUAUGUUAGAAGGACCGGGCGACCUACUAAUCGAACAGGCGGUUAGUUUUAACUUCCAACUCAACAAUAACCAGGCGGAAUAUGAAGCUCUCAUUAGCGGCUUACUAUUGGCUAAAGAGUUGGAAGUCAAUCAUCUGGAGUGCAGAAUGGACUCUCAGCUAGUCGUGGGGCAGCUUAACGGAACUUUUCAGGUCAAGGACGAUCAUUUGUUGCGUUAUUAUCACAAGGUCAAUGAUUUAAUCAAAUCAUUCACCAGUUUCUCUAUGACCCACAUACCUCGAUCACAAAAUUCCCGAGCAUAUCUGUUGUCAAAGUUAACUCAUUCUCGAGAAAAAUCUCAACUAUCUUCAGUGAUCAAAACUACACUGCACAAGCCUUUGUUGGAAGCAUGCGCCGCUAACGUGACUGCACCACGAACCGAUUGGCGACAGGAUAUAAUACAACUAAUGAUCCACCAAGAACAAAGAGAACGACUCAAUAUACUUGAUUCUAAACGAAUUGCCCGUUACAUGUUAGUGGGUGACGACCUGUACCGGCGCGGUUACACUACCCCGUUGCUAAAGUGUUUAUCUGAUGAAGAAGCAAAGUACGUUAUGCAAGAGUUACAUCAGGGGGUUUGCGGUUCACAUUCAGGAAAGAGGAUGUUGAAAGCCAAAGUUCUAAGAGCCGGAUUCUACUGGCCCUCUAUGGAACAAGAUUGUGCAACAUUCGUACAGAAAUGUAUCUCAUGCCAGUCUCAUGGACACAACUUACGAAUUCCGCCCUCGGAAUUACACGAGAUCAUCUCCCUGUGGCCCUUCGCACAGUGGGGAAUGGAUAUUGCCGGGCCUCUUCCGGUCGGGAAAGCACAAUGCAAAUACCUCUUGGUCGCAGUCGAUUACUUCACCAAAUGGAUUGAGGCAGAAGCCCUCGCAAUAAUAAGUGCUCAAAAGGCUGAGUCAGCCAACAAAGCCAUCAUUUCUGAGUUAAAAAAGAGACUAGGGAGAGCAAAAGGAUUGUGGGUCGAAGAAUUACCUGAAGUACUGUGGGCAUACAGGUGCACACCGCAUGGUUCAACGUGGGAAACACCCUUCAACCUCACUUAUGGCACGGAUGCAAUGCUUCCGGUCGAAGUUGGCGAACCCACUAUACGACGACAGAUGCAAGACAUGUGCAUUAAUGAAAACCUGCUAAGGGUUAAUCUGGACACUCUUCCAGAAAGACGUGAAGUAGCCAUGAUACGAAAUGCAACCCAGAAACGACUACUUGUACGACGAUACAACACAAAGGUCAAACCGCGAAGUUUUACCACGGGCGACCUUGUUUGGAGAAAAAGAGGCGAAGCUCGCAAAGAGAAAACGUUCGGUAAGUUAUCAGACAACUAG